Messenger RNA from Mollisia scopiformis, 1696 nucleotides. Its product is annotated as FAD-binding domain-containing protein. Gene Ontology annotation, molecular function: FAD binding; oxidoreductase activity. Bases 245 to 1696 code for a protein of 483 amino acids. The transcript has 2 exons. Lineage: Eukaryota; Fungi; Ascomycota; Leotiomycetes; Helotiales; Mollisiaceae. The record is from RefSeq and is a predicted model, not a curated record.
UUUCUGAGUCAGGACUUUGCGUUGCCGAUCUAUUUGGCUAGAGCGCCACGAUGCUCUAGUUCGCGUCGCCCCGUCCAGUAACGGAAGUCGAGCCAGCCGUCUGUGUUGAACGCCGGACUGCAGCAAUGUCAACAUGGACGACCAAGAGGAAGAGCGGCAAAUUUGUAUAUAUCGCGACUUGCGCACCCCAUCCAAGUCCAAAAGUUAGCCCCGAAAUUCUAAAGCCCCCCUCUACUUUCUCAUCAUGCUUCAAGUGCUCUUGCCUGUACUCGUUUCCGCUGCUUCCGCUGCCAUACUUUCCUCUCGACAGACGUUGUCUGGAAGUACUGUGUGCGAGCAGAUCGCAGGAAGCAUCAAUGGCACUGUCUAUUAUCCGACAACGUUGAGCGACAACUUCGUCAACGACACUGAGCACUAUAUGAGCUCUUCUUCGGAGACUCCAACAUGUGUCGUUGAGGUAGCUAGUCCUGAAGACGUUUCCAGCGUUUUGAGCAUCGUUGGGCAGACUCGAACCCCAUUUGCUAUCAAAUCUGGUGGACAUGCUUCGAAUCCUGGAUUCUCGAGUACCACAGGAGUAUUCAUCUCUCUGGUCAGGAUAAAUCAGGUUACCCUGUCGGCAGACAAAAGUACUGUAGAGGUCGGCCUGGGGAACGUCUGGACCGAUGUCUAUACCGCUCUUGACGGAUCAGACGUCAACGUCGUCGGAGGUCGUGUUAUUGGUCCUGGUGUUGGUGGCUUUUCGCUGGGAGGUGGCUACUCGUGGUUGACAGAUCAGUACGGCCUGACCUGCGACACCGUCCAAGCCUUCAACCUCGUCCUUCCAAAUGGCACAAUAACCCAGGUCGACUCAGCACAAUCUGACCUGUUCUUUGCGCUCAAAGGGGGCCUGAAUCGAUUCGGCAUUGUGACAAGCAUCAUCUUCAAGACGGUGCCACAAACGAACGACGUUUAUGGUGGCAUCAAACUCUAUGGCACCGAUGCUGUUCCAGACUUGAUCACUGCGACGAACACCUUCCAGGAUCAGAACACCGAUCCCAAAGCUCAAGUAAUCCUCACGCUGAACGGCGGCUCGGUUCCUGGUGCCAUCCUACUUCUUUUCUAUGAUGGUCCAGAGGAACCAGCAGCUUUUGCGCCCUACAAUAAUGUCAGCGCUGCUCCACUCAUCUCGACAGUCAAAUCCCAAUCCUAUGCGUCCUUCUCCACAGGUACAGACUCUGAUCUUGAAGCUGGAUACCGUGGCGCUUUUCAUACCAUGAUGACCACAAGCCUCACGACAGCAUUUCUGACCGCUGUUUACAACGAGACAACCUUCUACGGUGACCUUGCUCUCCUCAAUGGUGGCAAUCUCAUCUCUUAUGAUGUCGAACCUUUCUUGAAUUACGGGCAGUAUGCAACCGACUCCGCAUUCCCGCACGCAAAUUCUCCAUUGCCACUUAACUUAUACUACUCUUGGACGCCCGAAACCGAGGAUGAAUACUGGAGAGGUGUAAUGCAACAGAGUAUCGACCAUCUGAUUGAGGUCGCAAAGGCGGAAGGUAUCUUUACAGAAGAUGCGUAUGCAUAUCCGAAUUAUGCUUUGAGUACAUAUUCUGGCGCGCAACUGUACGGACCAACGAAUGCGGCAAGAUUGAGAGAGAUCCAGGCAACAUAUGAUCCAAAUGGUGUUAUGACACUUGCUGGGGGAUUCACCUUUUAG